AUGACGAACCCAUACGAAACGGGCCCAGAGAAAGUUGCUUCAACGUUCUGGUAUGCAGAUGUGCCGAAUUAUGAUAUUUGGCCUCAAUUGUGGGCCUCUGCACGAAAGACAAUCAAAUUUACUCACCUUGCCAAUAAAGGCGACCAACAUGUCUUUGCUCUUGGUACCGUGAUCGUGAAGCCCAGCCACAUUCACGCACGCAAGGGUGAAUCUAUUACGAUAGGCUACUUUUAUGCCGAUGCAAAUGAGAUCCAGGAAACUGAUCUGACUAAGGCCGAUUUGAAGAAUGUCAAAUUUCCAGAUAGCUCAACGGCUCACAUCUUGUUAGAUCAAUGGUCGCCAAGUUCUAGUCUAAGAAAAGCUUCCAGGCGUUGGACUACCAAUCGCAUCACCACAUCUAUUAUCCACCAGAGAAAUUUCUUCAAACAACAAGCCAGGAAAAUUCUUUUGCCCAUUAAGGAACUGGAGGUUCGCUCUCACGUGGUGCCAGAUCCCAACAUACUCAAUAACAGUCGAAUCAAUCCAUUAGAAGCGGACAUUGUUAUCUCAAGCACCACCAUUGAUCCAGGUAUGAGCUUCAUACAAAACGAUCUUACCGAGUCUAACUGUAUUAUGGAUAAUGGCAUAAUUGUUGGGCUUAAUGGGAAAAUGGCAGACAGCUGGAGAGAUCCACCGUCAGAUCAAGAGCCCACAUCGGGAGCAUUCCGUGAAUGCCGAUUUGACGGAGGGCCAAAAGGACCUCUAUGA
Molecule: messenger RNA, 747 nt
Organism: Penicillium longicatenatum
Lineage: Eukaryota; Fungi; Ascomycota; Eurotiomycetes; Eurotiales; Aspergillaceae
Exons: 5
Coding region: 1-747 (248 amino acids)
Source: RefSeq, a predicted model, not a curated record